AUGGAUUCAACGGCUCGUGGCCACGCCCCUUUGUGUCGAACCAGCAACCAAAGAGGACUUGGAACACGUCUCAAUCCAUAUUAUCAAUCAACUCCACAUCAACCAAUGGUACAAUCAAUGUCAAAUCCAAUUGGCUCCUACGGAGAACAAGGAAAUGCUCAAAUUAUUGGAAGUUCUGGGCAGGUGCUUUCAACUGGACCACCGCCAGGAUUGGCUCCAGUUCAAUGCAAUGAUUUUGACUCUUGUUACAGUUCUUGCGACGAUAUAUCCCAUCCAUCACUGAGUCGCGAAUCAUCGGAUCCAAGCAAAAUUGAUGAUGACCAAACAGCGCCAAUGAUAAGAUAUCCAGCACCGGAAGUUGUUGAAUUCGCCACGAAAUUGGGAUAUUCGACAGAGCAACUAAGUCACGUAUUGAAUACAAUUGGUGUUGAUUCUAGAAUGGACGACGUGCUCUCAGAACUUGUAAAAAUGGGUCUUCCUGGUGGUAAACCAGAAAAUUCUGGAAAAUCUGGAAGUAGAAAUUCUCCUGAACCAAUCAUGACUUCCUCUGCAUCGUCUUCUUCUGCCUCAUCAUCGUCAAGUCAUCGUCCUAUUAGACAAUCAGUAUCAAUUGCCACGUCAUCACCUGCCACGUCAUCAUCCACACCAUCCAAAUACAACCCGGAUCCAAGUUUGAGAGCUGUGGUUGUUGAUGGAUCAAAUGUUGCAAUGUUACACGGCCGUAAAGAAGUCUUCUCGUGUGCAGGUCUCCGCGAGUGUCUCAAUUAUUUUCUGGAACGGGGACAUCCGGAAGUUCUCAUAUUUAUUCCCCAAUACAGAAGAGAACAACCACGAUCGGAUAGCCCUAUCACAGAUCAACAUAUCCUACAGGAAAUCGAACGACAUAUCAUUUAUACUCCUUCUAGAAACGUUAACGGUCGUCGAGUUGUCUGCCACGACGAUAGAUAUAUUCUCAGGACUGCUGAACUAAAAGACGCUGUAAUUGUGUCAAACGACGAAUAUCGUGACUUGACACGUGAGAAUCCUGCGUGGAGGAAGAUUGUCGAGGAGAGACUUCUUAUGUUCACUUUUGUUGAGGAUAAAUUUAUGCCACCGGAUGAUCCAUCAGGUCGUCAUGGUCCGCGAAUCGAAAGCUUCUUAUCAAAAGUUCCUGUAGUUUCAUCAAAUCCUCUUGUGUGUCCAUAUGCAAGAAAAUGUACAUAUGGGAAUAAAUGCAAAUUUUAUCAUCCAGAAAGAGCAAAUGGGCAACAUAUGAGUGUAACUGAGCGAUUGAUGAAAGAGAAUCAACAGAAAAAAUCAUUGGGUGCAGUAAAAUCGAUGCAAUACGAAAUGUUCAAGAACAAGCAUGCAGCUUUAUCACGUACUCAAUCAUUGAAUGUUGUUAAACAACUCACAGAAAACAUGUCCCAACUUCCUCCAACUCCUGAGAGCCCCAUGCAAAUGCCACGUCAGCAUAUGCAAUUACAACAAGCAAAUAGUGCUCCAUGGCAACAACAUACAGUUGUUCAAAGACAUGGAUCAUCUCCAUUAACACCCGUAAAUCGGCAAAUGAAUGUUUAUCCAGAUAUGUAUAACAUGUCUCAACAACAAAAUCAUCAAGUCCUUCCUAACCAACACGGAGUAAUUGGGGGUCAACGUCCGCCGAAAAUGACAACUACAGUAUCCCAGACACACCUUUUCGCACCUUCGACAGCUGUUUGGGGACACUCUGAAUUAUCCGUUGGACCUGUGAAUACUGGAUCUGAUGAAAGUCUAGCAGAAGUUCGUUCACGUGUACAUUUUCAUCUUUGCAACAUAUUUCCGCAUGAUUUCGUUGAAUCUGUGAUGGCAGCCAAUCCAGAAGAAGUAAAUGCUCCGGUGCUUUGUGAGCUCAUUAUCCGAGCUCAAAAAGAGUACCGAAAAUGAUUCAAUCAAUAUUAUUAUUUAUUACAUAUUCUCACCGAAUAACCUGUUACCCAACCUUCCAUCCCCGUUCCAUACUCGGUUCAUUUGAUUUUUUAAGAGAUUUAUAUUCUUAAAAAGCGUGUUCCAGUGUGAGUGAUUGCCACGUAGAAUCAUUCUGAUUCAAAGAUUUUUAUUUAAUUAAUUAAUUCAUCCAUAAGUGACGAAUUUGAUAAUGUUUGUAUUUAAAUUUUUGUAAAGAAUGUAAUGAACAUUUGUAUUU
This is a messenger RNA of Caenorhabditis elegans, 2164 nucleotides long. RefSeq names its product Endoribonuclease rege-1 (gene rege-1). The record is from RefSeq and is marked reviewed. NCBI's taxonomy places the organism in Eukaryota, Metazoa, Nematoda, Chromadorea, Rhabditida, Rhabditidae. Gene Ontology annotation, molecular function: metal ion binding. The transcript has 11 exons. Bases 1 to 1905 code for a protein of 634 amino acids. Gene Ontology annotation, cellular component: cytoplasm.